AUGGCUGAGCGACGCGAUUCCUUAGGUAUGAAACCUGACGUCGAUGCUGUCGAGGAUAUCAUCAAGACGCCUUACCACGAAACUCAUGAUGCAUCUGGUACAGUCAAUCUCUACCAAGAUGGAACUGUUGUUCUCGUCCCGACGCCUAGUCCUGACCCCAAAGAUCCUCUUAACUUGCCCGUCUGGCGCAAGUACAUGAUCAUCCUCCUCGUCGGCUUCUACUCCGGCAUCUCAGUCCUAGGAACCUCCGGUCUCGGCUCCGUCGCCCCAGAGCUCUAUGCGCUUUAUCACAACGACAAUGCCAAGCGUGUCAGCGAUUUGCUUACAUAUCCUACUCUCUUCAUGGGGAUUGGCAAUUUGCUGUCUAUGCCUCUCGCCAACGCCAUCGGCCGCCGACCUGUCUUUCUCUUCUCUCUGCUUCUUCUGACGGUUUCUGGAAUCUGGUGUGCUUGCUCAAAGUCGCUUACGAGCCAUAUUGCGGGGCGGAAUAUCUUCAGUCUGGCUGCUGGACAGAGCGAGGCUCUCGCGCCUUUGAUCGUGCAGGAGAUUCACUUUCUGCAUCAACAUGGUGUGAAACUGUCUUAUUUUGUUGGUGUUCAGAACACGCUUACUGCGGCUCUGUUUACGGCGACUACGUACAUCGUUCCAUCGCUUGGAUUGCCUUGGUGGUAUGGUAUCAUGACCAUCAUCAAUGGUUUCACUAUGAUCAUGUCUUUCUUCUUCCUCGCUGAGACUCGCUACGACCGACCCGAAGACGCGACAGAGGGUGCUGUCCAUCUAAGGCUCGACAAGAAUGGCAAUGUAGCCAGCGAAGGUACCAACGAGGUUCUAUACCAAGUCACAACCCGCAACGGCGUUGUUCUCCAGCCCGACAAGUUCGGCGAGAGAACAUGGCGCGACGACAUAAAGUUGUUCCACGGCAAGGCAGACUGGAAGAGUCUUGUCGCCUUCUACAAAGACGUCGGGCUGUCUCUCAUCCUGCCGCCUAUCUUCUGGAUCUUUAUCCUCAAUGGUGCUUUCCUAGGUCUUUACAUCUACCAAGCCUCAACCUUUGCUCAAAUUCUGGUGCAACCGCCUUACAAGUUCAACGGAAAGCUUCUGGGAUAUGUGCAGCUUGUUCAGAUCAUUGAUUGUCUGCUUGCUGUCCCGCUGCUUGGAUAUGGUUCGGAUAUUAUCUGCAAGUUCAUGAGUCGACGGAACAAGGGCGUCUUCGAGCCCGAAUAUCGUCUUCUUGUCUUGAUCAUCCCAGCGGCUUGUGCCAUCAUCUCAGCGAUCGUCUACGGCCACGCAGCCGCCUCGCCCAACGAUUAUCACUGGAUCGCCAUCGUGGCUCCAUAUCAUCUCGGCUUCUUCUCUUUCCUCGGUGCGAACUUGGUCGGAAUCACUUUCGUCAUGGAUAGUUACCCCAACAAGUCUGGGCCUCUUCUUCUCGUUGUUUGCGCUGGUCGAGGCUUUGUCUCAUUCGGGUUGAGCUACGCAACCGUGCCUUCGAUUCAAUCCCUUGGCUAUGAUGGUGCUAUGAACAUUCUUGCUAUUAUCUGUGGUGUUUUGAGCGCCCUGGGUAUUGUCAUGUACUUCAUUGGAAAGCGUGUUCGUGAAUGGGCGCGUCGACGUAUCUGGCCUAAGCAUCACGAGGAGUAG
Molecule: messenger RNA, 1641 nt
Organism: Fusarium subglutinans
Lineage: Eukaryota; Fungi; Ascomycota; Sordariomycetes; Hypocreales; Nectriaceae
Product: HOL1
Exons: 4
Coding region: 1-1641 (546 amino acids)
Biological process (GO): transmembrane transport
Molecular function (GO): transmembrane transporter activity
Source: RefSeq, a predicted model, not a curated record